AUGAUGGAAGAUAAGCAGGAAAAGGUACUUGAUGCAGCAAAUGUUGUGGAAGCAAAGGCAAUGAAUGCAAUAGAUAAUGUUGAGAAGUCGAGCAUUGGAAACUCCAUUCCACUUGAGGUGAGUCUCCCCCUCCGUGAGCUAACGAAGUACCUAAUGUUCUUCACUAUAUUUGAGUCGAUUCCCAUAUACUUGAUUACUUGCGAAGGAAACAAAAACGAGUUUCUUCAUUGGAUUUCAAAAGCAACUGGGUUUGUUUUUCUUAUCAUAGCCAUCACGGCAGCAGUAUUAGACCUGGUUACAUUUUACGGCAAGCUGUUCUAUUUGUACAAGUUCGUUGUGCCUGUAACUCUUGUAAAAUCCGCCAUAGCAUUUGUUGUUGUAGUCUUUUCCAACAUCAGCUCGAUGUACGUUGUGAUUCUUGCUAUAUUAUAUUCCCUGAGAAUCACCGUAUUUGAUGCACUGUUUCUAUACUACCUUGCAAUCCUUCUGAGAAGAAUAGAGUCCGACGAUUACGACAACGACGGAGAGCGGCUCAAAGCAAAGGAAUCAAAGGGAGAGAAAGUAUGA
This is a messenger RNA of Encephalitozoon intestinalis ATCC 50506, 567 nucleotides long. RefSeq lists its product as uncharacterized. Bases 1 to 567 code for a protein of 188 amino acids. The transcript has a single exon. The record is from RefSeq and is a predicted model, not a curated record. Lineage: Eukaryota; Fungi; Microsporidia; Unikaryonidae.